ACCAAAUUUUUUCAUAGCAUUGAAUCCUCACCAAGCAAUCAUAGAAAAGUCACUGUCAGAAUCUAGAAAAUUGCUUCAAGAAAGGUCUAAAUUAAUUGAAGAUAAACAGCAUUCAGAAAAAUCAACAAUGACGGAAAAAUUUGACUUGAGGACAGCAUCCUCUUUAUUGCCAGCUAUUACUAAUGAAGAAGAGUCCGUAUCGCAAUUAAUUGAUGCCAUAGAGUUAUAUACCGAUAUGCUCGAUGAUCAAGGUAAAAAGUCUCUGAUCAAUUAUGUGCUAAAAAUCAAAUUGACUGCAAAUGCUAAAUUGAGGUUACGGAAAGAGUAUCAGAAAGUUGAAGAUUUGGUAAUAGAUAUGAAAAAAACCCUCAUAACUAAAAAGUCACCAACAGCUUUAUCAACUCAACUCCACAAUCUGAAACAAGAGAAUAAGACAAUAGAAGAUUUUGCUAAACUAGUUGAACAGUUGUCUCUCGAUUUAACGAUCGCUCAAGCAGAUAAUGCACCGCGGUCGCAAGUUCACCAAUCAUUCGAAAAACAAUAACAAAGGGUACUCGAAACAGCAGAGAGCAUAUUUUGCCGAUAAUGGCACAAACUCUUGUACAGAGCAAAAUACCGAAGCAGAUAAGUUUUUUCGUGACCAACAGUCAUGUUAGUUACAAUUUGAAUGCUUUGAAUUAUGUUUCAGUGAAAUAUGGCAAGUAUGAAUUGAAUUUUUUAAUUGACACAGG
This is a messenger RNA of Coccinella septempunctata (seven-spotted ladybird), 731 nucleotides long. RefSeq lists its product as uncharacterized. The coding region runs from base 128 to 544 and encodes 138 amino acids. The record is from RefSeq and is a predicted model, not a curated record. Lineage: Eukaryota; Metazoa; Arthropoda; Insecta; Coleoptera; Coccinellidae. The transcript is spliced from 2 exons.